UUCUGUUCGACGAUCGCAUGCGCUUCGCUUGUUGGGAACCGCGAAUGGAAUAUUCUAAUAGUCAGCUGCAGGCUUCAAGUUUUGCGAAAUGCAUACAAUUAUUAUUACGCAAGAGUAUCACAGAUCACUACGCGGUCGUACGGGUCGUACGUGUGCGGAUAACGUCUGUAUCUCGCCGAGAAUGAUUACGGUCGCGUAUGCGUGUAACAACUUGAUUUCCCCCCGCAUUUAAUCUGCAUUCGUAUUCUUUGUACACUGAGUGUUAUGAAAAUAAAAUUUUUAAUUGUAUUCCAUUGUUAUGACAUGAUUGUGGUCAUUACAAUAUGCAGAUGUGAUUGGUUAUCGUGGUAGUGUUGCGUAUAUGUAUAUUACUUGUUACUGUUUGAUAAAGCGGUGUUUUUCAUGUGUAGAAUUAUAUAUAUAUAUAUAUAUAGACAUGUUGAAUUAUGCACAUUCAAUAACCUUGGUUUAAUUUAAUCAUGUACGUUAAACUGUUUUGCAACAUUUUGAACUAUGAACGUGCUUUGUUGGCGUAUACAUAAUCGCGAUUGUCAUAAAAAUCGUAUUUUUGCUCUUAUAUCGUAAGUAGUGUGCAUGCUUUUAUCAGAUAUUUGAAAAAUUAUAUUUUUUAGUAGAAGAGAGACAUUUGUCCAACAACAUGAUUUAUGGCAUUCGUUACAGCGUUUGUGACGUCUGUUGUGACCGCGAUCGUGUUUGCAUUUUUGAAGUAUUGAAAAUCUGAUUACAAAAUUAUUUAUCCCGUUCCGUUUGUCUCUUCUCCGUUAUCUAAACCAAAUAUUGCAUUGAAAUUUUCUCUUUUGAUAAGUUUUGUCCUACUUACGUAAUCUUAUUAAAGAGUAUCAAGUAUAUCUAAAUUUAUAAAUGUUGAUUGGAAAAAUAAUAAGAAAUGAUAUCUCCAAUAAUAUUCAUGACGUAUCUGAAAAUCAUAUUUCUGAUUUUCAUGAUUUGACACAUACAGUGGAGCUCAAUGCGUAGGAAUAUGAUUAUCUCUUUCUACGGUCGUUUACCGUUUAACAGAAUUCAGCCAAUUACGUUAAACGGCAAUUGCCUAACGAGAUUUCCAGAGAUCACAUUGUCUUUUCUCUCUUCUAAAAUGCAAUUGUAUUAUUCCGUAUCCUUUCUAGUCGGUACUAUCUGCGAUUCCUGAAAUUUCCUCGUGCAAUUACGCUAUAUUAAGAAAACAUGACACUUGAAAUAUUAUGAUGUGAAAUCUUUGAAAUUCAUAUAUUUUUAUUCUCUAUCUAUAUUUUACGUACGAUAAGAUUAAAGAUUUAUCUAUUCCUAUUAUGCAUUAAAUACUAAGGCAAUACUAUGUAUUAGUGAAUCUUUUCCCUGCUAUAGCGAUAAGUAUUUUCGAAGCAAUCGACAUUCACAGUCUGAAAAAUAACGGAAUGGACAUUAUUUCACUCGUAAUAAUAUCAAAUAAUCAUUACUGUACUGUAAUCAUUGUCGUGAUGCGUUUAAUUUAUUAUUAACAUGCGUGAGUUUGGUAGGCGAAGUAUUAUCGUUAUAUUUCAAUGGCUAUGUACACAUAAAAUUUCAGAUGACUGUACUUUAAGCGUAAUUGUGACAAAUUGCCAAGCCGCAAGUAUCAUUAUGUUCACUAAUAGACGUUGAUAAGCUAUGAAAGAGUUACUGUCAUAACAAGUUUUAAUUCACAAGUUGCGUUUAUAACAAGGCUUUCAGUAUCUUUUUUUUUACAUAGUGUAAUUGCAUAUGCAUUUUACAUUUAAUAUUCCUUCAGGAGCAAUAAUAAAUAAUUAGCAAUAAUAAAUAAUUAAAAGCAAACAAAGAAGUACGCAAGUGAAGAAAAAUUCUUCAAAAUAUUAAGUAUUGUUUGUUGUUGGAGUUAUUUAGAAAGCAAAUACACAAGUAUUUGCUGUAAAUGUAAAUGUAGGAAAUGUAAGAAAAACGGGUCAGGUUUAACUAAAGAUUUAAAUAUCUCUCUUCGCUUUUAAAUUCCGAUUUACUUGGAUGCGGAUAAUGUGGAUACACGGAAAUAUAAUGCUCGCGAAAGUGAUCGAGUUCUUUCUUUCAUGGUUCUUGGGAUUCUGUCUAUCUCGUCCGCGAAAGCUGAUCCCCUUUUUCUUUCUCAUUAUGCGACUCAAUCCCUAGACAACGUGCUAUUCUUAAAAAGCUAUUAUCAGAAAGACACAUGAUCAGCUGUUGAGCGGAAACAAACAAGCAUCAAGUUCUCAAAAAUGCAAAAAAUUAGAAUAAUCAUUAGAAGGCAACUAAAAAGAGUACAAAAUCAUUAGAUAAACAGCCAGAAACUCCUACUUAAAAUAUUUUCUUGUAUAAAUGUGAAGUUUUUUGAGGGCGACAAACAGCAAGAAAUGUGAUAAGUGCUUCUGAUAAUUUUAAGGCGAUAUAUAUGUAUAUGGAGGUCAGACUGCAUAACUGAUAAUAUCUAAUUGCCGAGACUACUGACUGACUGGAGUCAGUCGCCUCCGCAAUGGCGCAUCAUCUGCUUCUCAGUGUCGCUCUCAGCGUGAUUUUCGUUAUGCACGUCUAUGCAGACAACACGACAUCUCUGCCUAAAGAUUUUUUAUUAGGUGUGGCUACGUCCGCUUAUCAAAUAGAAGGCGGCUGGAAUGCGAGCGGAAAGGGUGAAAGUGUUUGGGAUCGGUGGACCCACGAGCAUCCAAAUUUCAUAACCGAUGGUUCCACUGGCGAUGUGGCUUGCGAUUCCUUUCAUAAAUAUAAAGAAGACAUACAGUUAUUAAAGGAGAUUGGGGUCGAUUUUUAUCGCUUUUCUCUCAGUUGGCCACGAAUCUUACCAAACGGUUAUGCCAACGUGAUCAGUCAAGAGGGGCUCGAUUAUUAUAAGAAUCUCAUUAACGAGCUCUUGGCGAAUGGUAUCGAACCGUUCGUUACUCUGUAUCACUGGGACCACCCGCAAGUGUUUGAAAUGAUGGGUGGAUGGACAAACGAGAUGAUGGUGGACUGGAUGUCCGAUUACGCGAGGGUCGUUUUCAGAGAGCUCGGCCCCAAAGUUAAACAUUUUACAACUAUCAAUGAGCCCAGUGUUAUUUGCGAGGAAGCGUACGCGAGGGAUCGAAAGGCUCCUGGAAAGAACUUAGGCGAUCCCGGCAGAUACUUGUGCAUGCAUAAUAUGCUGAAGACGCACGCUAGGAUUUAUCAUAUCUACGAUACCGAAUUCCGGGAGCAGCAGAACGGCCAAAUUGGCUUACCCAUACCAUGUUUUGGCACGUUUCCCAAAAAUCCGAACGACACUGCGGCAGUGGACGCGGUGUUUCAGUUCGCCUGCGGAUGGACAGCCCAUCCGAUAUUUUCAGAGACCGGCGAUUAUCCGGAAAUUAUGAAAACUCAUAUCGCUGAGAACAGUAAGCUGAAUGGUUUCCCGAGAUCGCUUCUGCCAGAAUUCUCAUCGGAAUGGGUGCAGUAUAUUAAGGGUACCGCGGACUUUUUCGCGUUGAAUCACUAUACCUCAAGAAUCGUGGAGAUAGUUCCACGAGUGGAAGGGCAACCGUGGUAUGCUUACUCCGGCGUGAAAGAGAGCAUAGAUCCAUCAUGGCCAGAAAGCGCUUCGAAUUGGCUGAGAGUUGUGCCCGCUGGAUUCCGACAAAUUCUCAAAAAGAUCUCGACAGAAUACAAUAAUCCACCGAUCUUUAUUCUGGAGAACGGAUUUUCCGAUAAACAGUGUGUUCUUGAUAACUCAAGAAUAUCCUAUUUGCAUUCCUACAUGACAUCAAUGCUGUCUGCCAUUUAUGAAGAUGGAUGUAACAUGAAAGGAUACGCCGUUUGGAGCUUGUUAGAUAAUUUUGAAUGGCAGAGUGGUUACACAGAGAGUUUUGGGUUGGUAAGCGUCAAUUUCACGGAUCCUGAACGCACAAGAACUCCGAAAUGGUCGAUGCAUUGGUACAAGAAUCUCGUUCAAAGUCGGAAGCUUAAUUCUACUUUCGAUUUCCCAAAUGUGUUAAACGUUUCCUGAAUAACACGCGUGGACAAAAGUAAAUAUUAUGAGUAUUAUAUCGCACAGAAAAAUCACUGUGUACAUACUCCACUGUAUGCUAAAUGUAUUUUUAGGCUAAUUAUUUA
Molecule: messenger RNA, 4083 nt
Organism: Ooceraea biroi (clonal raider ant)
Lineage: Eukaryota; Metazoa; Arthropoda; Insecta; Hymenoptera; Formicidae
Product: myrosinase 1
Biological process (GO): carbohydrate metabolic process
Molecular function (GO): beta-glucosidase activity
Source: RefSeq, a predicted model, not a curated record